AUGGAUGAAACAUAUUAUGAUGUGAAUAACAAUAAUUGCUCAUUUAUUUCACAAACAGCUACAAGUCCACCGCCAAAUACAGGUAAAAUUGGACAGAGAGAGAGCAAGUGGUUACUGUAGAUUCCAGAGAAAUAUGCUUGACUGAUUUUCAGCGGAUUUUUUGUAAGCCCUCAAUCUGAAUAUUAGGAAAAAUGCAAAAUUUCAAAUAAUUUUUACAAUAAAACAUUCGAGUUUUGCAGCAAUCGAUAACACAUUUGGUGAAUCUCCAUGUAAACGUGCUCGUUUUUCAAAUGAUUCAAACGAUUUACAUUGGCUCAAUUCAAAUGUUCGACUCAUUCUUUCAAAUGAUGAAGAAAUGAUCAUAAGUCGACGAAUUUUGUCAAAUUACUCGAACUAUUUCAAAUGCUUGUUCUCCUCACAAUUCAACGAUUCAAAAUUGGAUUUUUAUAGGCAAGUUCAGGCGGGAAAAAAUAAGUCAGAUUUUUUAUCCUUUUUCUGAUCACACAAUUUUUUUUCAGAAUCCGGAUUGUGAACUCAACUGAUCUUCAUUAUUUACUAACAAUUCCACGGGCUUUUGAGAAUGGUAUCAAACCAGAAUUGUCACUUCAAAGAGCAAUUCAACUCAUUGAACCAGCUGCCUAUUUACAAAUUGAUAUUGCAUUGGAUUAUUUGACUGAUGUCAUUUGUCAACAACUCAACUAUAAUAGUAAGUGAGAAAAUAAGAAUUUCAGGAUGUCUCUGAUUAUUUAACAAAAAUUCUAAUCGCUUUUAUGAUGUACUGAUUCAGAAAUCCAAAAAUAUUCCAAAAUCUUUCAGAUAUUAUUCGAAUAUUUCAUUUAUCUCUACUUUAUCACACACAUUUGGCGUUUCGUGUUUGGCAGGCGAUUUUGAAUCAAUUUCAGAUGGUCAGUUUCAAAACUUUUUUUCCAGUGCUAAGAAUUUUCUUACGUGGCAUUUUUUUCCCAAAUUCUAAUUCAGAAAUUAAAAUUUUCAGCUUGUAAACAGCAACGAAUAUCUGAAUUUGAAUGAAGACGAACUGAUUUUCCUGUUAACUGACAAAAAUUUGAACAUACGGAGUCAAGAUGAAAAACGGAUUGUGGAAAAUUGGCGUCGCCAUCAUAAUUCACUGAAUUCUGCCAAUUUGGCCAAAUUUUCAUUGAUGAAUUUUGCAAGAAAAGUGAUGCCGGAUUCAACGAAAUAUGAAGUUAUUCGAAAUCGGCAGCCUAGGAAUGCAAUCAUCGCAUUUGGUAAGAUCCGCAGAGACGUGGCAAGGAAAAAAGACUCCUUCUGAAAAAAUUCCGAAAAAAUUCCGAAAAUUUUGCAGGCGGUUGGUCAAGUCGAGGUGUCGCUCAAAAAAUCGAAAUCUUCAACACGCGCUGUGAUCGCUGGCAAACAUGCACCUUCAACUACGAGAUUCCAACAAUCAAAAGAGCGUAUCAUGGAAACGAGAUUGUUGACGACAAACUGAUUAUAUUUGGAGGAUUUGGUGGCAAUUCACACUAUCAGACAACACUUUUAUUUGAUUUGAAGAAGAAGGAUUGGAAAUGGGGAAAGAAUAUGCAUGAUUGUCGAUGUUAUGUGUCAAGUGUACAAUUCAAAGAUUCACAAGGUUCCACGAGUAUUUUUGCGUGUGGAGGGUGAGUUAUUUGGGAGUGGGUUUGGAAGAAACUGGGACUUUAGAGAAUGCGAGAAUUUGAAAAUUAAUUUAGAUAUAUCAAAAUUUUGAGCCUGCCUGAUCUAAAAGAUCUUCAAAAGCUGAAAAAAAUCAGGCUUCAACACAACCAUUUUUUCUAGGAUGAAUGGAACCAACCGUCUGAACACUGUCGAAAGAUACGAUGUCGAAAAAGAUAUGUGGACAGAGUGUUCCUCAAUGGCAUUUCAUCGUUCGGACGGUGCAAACACAUUGAUCGGUGGAAAAGUGAUGAGUGUCGGAGGAUUUGAUGGACGGAAUUUUCAUUCGAAUGCCGAAUUGUAUGAUCCGAACACUAAUCAAUGGCAAAUGCUUGGAAGAGGUAUGCGAACGAGGAGAACUGGAUGUUCGGCAGUCACGAUUAUGGAUCAAGUGUGUUUGGUGGUUGGCGGGUUUAAUGGAUCAAAACGAUUGGAUUCGGCUGAGAUGUAUGAUUUGAGAGAAGGGAUUUGGCAUCCGAUGCCAUUAAUGCAUUGUGGAAGGUUGGUUUUGAAUAGAGAGCUGGGAGAAACCCUCUUGAAUUCAGAAGUCCAAAUCACGCAAAUUAUUUUUUGUAGAUCAAACUACGGUAUCAGUGUAAUCGACAAUCAUAUAAUCCACGUGGCAGGCGGAUUUGAUGGUCAAGCAACAACGAAAGAAAACGAGAGACUUGAUUUACGUGUUCGACAUUGGCAAGCACUUCCAGAUUUGAAUGAGCCAAAAUCAGCGCUUCGACUUUUACAUCUCAAUGAUCAUUCAUUUCUCGAUGAUUUAUUCAAUAUUCCUGAUGAUUUUGAUUUGGUAAAUGAAUGGUGA
This is a messenger RNA of Caenorhabditis angaria, 2485 nucleotides long. The record is from the annotation of a GenBank genome assembly. NCBI's taxonomy places the organism in Eukaryota, Metazoa, Nematoda, Chromadorea, Rhabditida, Rhabditidae.